Messenger RNA from Vicugna pacos (alpaca), 3237 nucleotides. The record is from RefSeq and is a predicted model, not a curated record. NCBI's taxonomy places the organism in Eukaryota, Metazoa, Chordata, Mammalia, Artiodactyla, Camelidae.
AGGUGGGAGCUAGGCAUGGGCGUGACUCCAGGUCUCCGUGCCACGCGGUCCCCCAUGGGACGUUCUGGGGGCCCCGCUGUGGCCCGAGUGAGUGCAGUGCUGGGCGGGGCUGCUGGGAAGGGCGCACCUGAGCGUCCGGGAGGCAGAAGAGGGAGGAGGCUCGGAGAGCUGGGCCCCGAAGUCAGCUGUGCUGCGGUGACUGAAGACGUAAAGUCUUACGAAGGAGAAAAGAGCGAGUCAGAACAGUCCACUCUCGGGGUCGGCCCCCAGAGGGCCUGCCUGUUCCGCUUCAACGUGCUCUCACUGGUCUACCUGCUGGUCCUGCUGCUGCUGCCCUGGUUCCCGGGCCCCUCCCGACACAGCAUCCGAGGUCACACCGGCCGCCUCCUCCAAGCCCUGCUGGGCUUCAGCCUCCUCUUCCUGGCAGCCCACCUCACCUUCCAGAUAUGCCUGCACACCGUGCCACGCCUGGACCAGCUUCUGGGGCCUAGCUGCAGCACCUGGGACAACAUCUCCCGCCACAUUGGGGUCACGAGGCUGGACCUGAAGGACAUCCCCAACGCCGUCCGCCUGGUGGCCCCCGACCUGGGCAUCCUGGUGGUCUCCUCGCUGUGCCUCGGCCUCUGCAGGCGCCUCGCGCGGACGGCCGGGCAGAGCCAGCACGCCCUGGAGCUGCAGGACGAUGACAGCAGGGACAUGGACACCAGCUCCAUGGGGGGGCUGCAGGAAGCCCCCGAUCAGCCCUCCAAGCGGAGGUCUUGGCUGGCUGCCCGGUUCCGGAUCACAGCCCACUGGCUGCUGGUGGCCGCUGGGCGGACCCUGGCCAUCGUGCUGCUCGCGUUAGCAGGCAUCGCCCACCCCUCAGCCUUCUCCAGUGUCUACUUCCUGGUCUUCCUGGCCCUCUGCACCUGGUGGGCCUGCCACUUCCCCAUCAGCCCCCUGGGCUUCAGCGCACUCUGCGUCAUGGUGGGCUGCUUCGGUGCCGGCCAUCUCCUCUGCCUCUACUGUUACCAGACGCCCCUCGUCCAGGCCGUGCUCCCGCCUGCCAGCAUCUGGGCCAGGGUGUUCGGUCUCAAGGACUUUGUGGCCCCCACCAACUGCUCCAGCCCCCAUGUGCUGGUCCUCAACACCAGCCACGACUGGCCCGUCUACGUGAGCCCCGGCAUCCUGCUGCUGCUCUACUACACCGUGACCUCGCUCCUGAAGCUCCGUGCACGCCAGCCGCCAGGCCAGAGGCAGGAGGCGGCCGGGCGCAAUGAGGAGCGGGAGGUGGAGCUGACCGAGGUGGACCAGUGGCCCCAGGGCCAGGCCAGGGCUGCAGCUGCCCAGGAGGAGGGGGGCACCCAGCUCACAGCGCCCCCGCCCACGAGGCUGGACCCCGAGGACAACUGCAUCGUGCACGACCUCACCGGCCACAGCCCUGUCCAGCAGCACCCCGUGCGUCCUAGGCUAACUGAGCCCAAAGAGCCAUCUCCGCUGCACGGCCUGGGCCACCUCAUCAUGGACCAGAGCUAUGUGUGCGCCCUCAUCGCCAUGAUGGUGUGGAGCAUCACCUACCACAGCUGGCUGACCUUCGUGCUGCUGCUCUGGGCCUGCCUCAUCUGGACUGUGCGCAGCCGCCACCAGCUGGCCAUGCUCUGCUCCCCAUUCAUCCUGCUCUAUGGGCUGGCGCUCUGCAGCCUGCGCUACGUGUGGGCCAUGGACCUGCAGCCUGAGCUGCCCACCACCUUGGGCCCCGUCAGCCUGCGCCAGCUGGGGCUGGAGCACACCCGCUACCCCUGCCUGGACCUCGGCGCCAUGCUGCUGUGCACCCUGACCUUCUGGCUCCUGCUCCUGGGGGUCACGGGGCCACAGGCUCACGGGCAGCUGCAGCACCUACAGCAGGAGUCCCACAGAUGGGGGUGGGGCAGGAAUGGGAGGGGCCUGUGGGGCCACCCCAUAAGUGCAGGUGGGAAGGACACUUUGGGGUCCUGUCCUAGGCAGGACGCGGUGAGCGGGACCCCACUGCUGCAACAGGAGGAAGAGGAGGCCCCCAGGGACGAGGGGCUAGGCACAGCAGGCCCCUCCCAGGCCUCGCAGGCCCCAGAGGCCAGCAAGUGGGGCCUGGUGGCAGAGAGGCUGCUGGACCUGGCCGCCGGCUUCUCAGACGUCCUUGCCCGCGUGCAGAUGUUCACGCAGCGCCUGCUGGAGCUGCACGUCGUAAAGCUGGUCGCACUGUACACUGUCUGGGUGGCCCUGAAGGAGGUGUCAGUGAUGAACUUCCUGCUGGUGGCGCUCUGGGCCUUCGCCCUGCCCUACCCACGCUUCCGGCCCACGGCCUCCUGCCUGUCCACUGUGUGGACCUGCGUCAUCAUCGUGUGCAAGAUGCUCUACCAGCUCAAGGUCGUCAACCCGCACGAGUACUCCAGCAACUGCACUGAGCCCUUCCCCAACAGCACGAACCUGCAGAAGACGGAGGUCCAUGACUCUCUGCUGUACCGGGGCCCCAUUGACCCUGCCAACUGGUUUGGGGUGCGGAAGGGCUUCCCAAACCUGGGCUACAUCCAGAACCACCUGCAGAUCCUGCUGCUGCUGGUGUUCGAGGCCAUGGUCUAUCGGCGCCAGGAGCACCACCGCCGCUGGCACCAGCUGGGCCCACUGCCCGCCCAGGCCGUCUGCGCUGACGGCACCCGCCAGCAGCUGGACCGGGACCUGCCCAGCUGCCUCAAGUACUUCGUCAACUUCUUCUUCUAUAAAUUUGGGCUGGAGAUCUGCUUCCUGAUGGCUGUGACUGUGAUCGGGCAGCGCAUGAACUUCAUGGUCAUCCUGCACGGCUGCUGGCUGGUGGCCAUCCUCACGCGCCGGCGCCGUGUGGCCAUCGCCCGCCUCUGGCCCAACUACUGCCUCUUCCUGGCGCUCUUUCUGCUGUACCAGUACCUGCUGUGCCUGGGCGUGCCCCCUGCCCUGUGCAUCGACUACCCGUGGCGUUGGAGCCGGGCCGUCCCCAUGAACUCCGCCCUCAUCCAGUGGCUGUACCUGCCCGACUUCUUCAGAGCCCCCAACUCCACCAACCUCAUCAGUGAGCACCUGCUGCUGGAGCCCCGCCACACGGGGGGCUGGGUUCCCUUGUGGACGGGCAGUGUGCGAGCGGGGACCCUCCUCUCCAGCCCACGAGGGACGAGGCCCAGGCCUCACCGGCUGGUCCAGCCCUGUAGCUCCCUAGCAGGGGUCUUUGUUCCAUGAGUGUGCCCAGUCCUG